CAGGUUCCAUUGGUCAUUGUACAAAGUCUGGAUGGAUGAAUGAAGACGCCUUCCUCAUCUUCCUGAAGCACUUCAUCCGCCACACCAACUGCUCCACCGAUCACCCAGUCCUGCUCAUUGACAACCAUGAGUCUCACAUCUCACUCAAGUCAGUGACAAUUGCUAAAGAGAAUGGGGUCAUUAUGCUCACCCUGCCACCUCACACCGUUUGCAACCAUUAGACAAAACUGUCUAUGGACCACUCAAAACCUACUAUAACCGAGCGAUGGAUGGGUGGAUGCGAUCACAUCCUGGGCGAACCGUAUCGAUCUAUGAGGUCUCGGAACUUGUGAAGCAAGCGUUCCUCUCUGCAAUGUCACCAACAAACAUAACCUCAGGUUUCAGAGCAACAGGCAUAUACCCUUUCAACAGGGACAUCUUCCCGGAAGAAGACUAUGCACCAUCAAUGGUGACAGACAGGGCAAAUCCAGAAGAUGAACCCAGUGCCACUGCUGACCUGCCUGGAGAAGAGCCCUCCACCAGUGCAGCUGGUCACCUGCCUGGACCAUCUCAUGAGCCAACACAUGUCACAGCAGAUCCAGACCCAGGAGAGCCACCUGCCACUCUGACAAAUCCCGAGCACUUAUCAAGUGACAAAUCUGGUUCUUCUGCUCACUUGGGUUAUGUGUCUCCAGAAGUCAUUCUUCCCUUGCCAAAAGCCACAGAAAGAAAAGAAAAAAAUUGUAAGAAAGAAAGUGAAAACAAGAAUCGUGACCGACACACCUGAGAAGAUGGAGUUGGAGAAGGCUCACAAAGAAAAAGAAGAUAAAAAGGCUGAACAGGAAAAGAAAAAGAAUGAAAGAGAGAAGAAAAGGGCUCUGAAAGCUGCAAAUCAAACCAAAACCAAGAAGAAAACAGCUGUGUACAGUAGCUCAGAAGAAAGCUCCACCACCAAUGAUGAGGCAGAAGAUGGCCUGGAGAAGACACACAGCAGAGAAAAGGAACGGGCUCUGAAAGGGUCAAAACCAACCAAGCCCAAAAAGAAAGUGCUCUCCAGUAGCUCAGAAGAGAGUGACUUUCCGAUUCCACUUAGCGAUGCCACUCAUUAUGAGAGUUCAGAUGUCCAGAGUGAUGAUGAUGAUGGUGACAAGGAUCUGUCUGCUGGUGACUUUGUCAUUGUGAAGUUUGCAGGUAAAAAAUCCAAAUCCUAUAACUAUGUUGGAUUGGUGGAGAAUGUUGAAGGUGACGAGAUCAGUGCAAAGUUUCUGAAGCAAAGUUGUAAGAGGUUUGUUGAUGGAAAGCCCAUCUUCACAUUUACAGCCCGUCCACACAGCGGCGUGCGUUGAAGCUUCCAACGCUUCUGCCCAUUCACUUUGAAUGGGGUGACGUCACUUUUAGCCGA
Molecule: messenger RNA, 1381 nt
Organism: Gymnodraco acuticeps
Lineage: Eukaryota; Metazoa; Chordata; Actinopteri; Perciformes; Bathydraconidae
Exons: 2
Coding region: 663-1325 (220 amino acids)
Source: RefSeq, a predicted model, not a curated record